This is a messenger RNA of Copidosoma floridanum, 591 nucleotides long. RefSeq lists its product as uncharacterized. Lineage: Eukaryota; Metazoa; Arthropoda; Insecta; Hymenoptera; Encyrtidae. The record is from RefSeq and is a predicted model, not a curated record.
AUGCUCGCCCAAGAUGGAACGUCAUGGCACUUCAACCCUCCAGCUGCUCCUCACAUGGGAGGAAAAUGGGAGGCAGUAGUGAAGUCGAUGAAACACCAUCUCCAUCGGACUAUGGGAGAAACUCUUUACACGCUUGAAGAGAUCACGACGUUGCUCACUCGAAUAGAAGCAAUACUUCACUCUAGACCACUAGAACCACUUACCAAUGAUCCAGAGGAUUUAGACAUGCUCACUCCAGGACACUUCUUACUGAUCCAAGCUCAAAAACAAAGGUUUUGGAAGCAGUGGUCUACACAGUACUUGCGUAGAUUAAACUCAAUCUCCAAUUGGCAUACUCCAGCUCAUGACAUCAAGACAGGCUCAUUGGUGCUUAUAACUAGUGAGACUAUACCACCACAAAAGUGGCCACUUGCCAGAGUCGUCUACGUCCACCCAGGCAAGGAUGGCCUGGUUAAAGUAGUGACUCUCAAGACCUCAGUGGGCGCGCUCAGGAGACCAAUUCACAAGUUGGUGCCACUGCUGGUCUACGGCUGUUGUCAGCCUUUGACUGACGGCGGGCGAAAUGUUGGAAAUGAGAGCGACCAACAGUAG